CCGUCCCCCACGCAGAUCGUUCUGUUUCUGGUCGCAUAGCCGCCGCCGCCGCCCUUUCCGCCGUUCCGAUCGAGCGAUCCCGCCGCGGCAACGCUCCAAGCAAGCACCAGCAGUCGCCUACCUGGUGUCGCUCCUGCCACGAGGGUUCCGGCUCAACGCCAGGAACUGCUAACCGUCCGCUGCGGCGUGCCGAGCCCACCGAAGUCUUCCCUGCCCCGCCGCCCACUGCAGCGCCUCCCUUCCGUCAAGCAGCCGGCGAGGCGAGCACUCCGUCGACAGAAGAGUCAGAUCAGUCAUAAUGUGGCCAAAUUCAAAUUUGUUUCCCUAGGCCUACUUCUGUGUUGGGCCAUGCAAUUGGCCAAUAUAUAAGAUGCAGAGGGAAGGAUGCUACUGGUGAGGAAGUAGUCAAGCCUUAUACUCCGACUACACUGGAUUCUGAUAUUGGAUACUCUGAGCUUGUUUUAAAGGUAAUUUAUCGUAAACAUGUUCCAACCGCACUGAAUGUGUCUUAUCAUUGAUUCUGAUGGUAAAAAGAUUAUGUGACUAGUUGACUAGAAUAAUUAGCUUAAUUGUACACCAUAUUAUUAAUUCACUUCUGAAGAUAUGUUGCAGCCAAAUAGUUCUCUUAGAACAUGACCAACCAUCGACAAUUAUGAGCUGUUAUAUCAUGUCAACUAUUGUGUUAUGAUUGGUUGCCAUGACGAGUAUCCCUCCCAGCCCCCUGCGCCGCCGUCUGCCUCUGACGAUUCCGCACGCGUGUAGGCGACAGUGGAACAAAUUCAGACAUUCAAAGAUAUCCGUCCGUCAAAAUAUUCAGGAAGAUAUGGCCGAUAUAAGUGCUAAGUGUAUGGCUGAGUACGACGACAUUGUCAGCAGGAUGUUUGAUAGCGAGGAAGAGGGUUUUGAGUUCUAUAACAAGUAUGCUCUUGAGAAAGGCUUUAGUGUGAGGAAAGGAUAUGUUGAGUGGGAUGAAGCGAACGAGAAGAUAAUUCUGAGGAAACUUGUUUGUAGUCGUGAAGGUUGCCGUGAAGAGAAGCACAUGAAGAGGAAGAGAGAAGAUAGGAAGAGGAAGCCACGGAAUAUCACUCGUGUGGGGUGUAAAGCGAAAUUUGUCAUUGCAAGAGUCGCGAAAACAGGGCGUUGGUUUGUGAAGGAUUUCAUCGAUGAACACAACCAUCCUUUGGCCCCACGAGACCUUGCUUGCUUUUUUGCGUUCCCACAGAAGAAUCAGUGACGAGCAGAAAGCGGACAUUAUAGAGAUGCAAAGUGUUGGAAUCCGGAAACACAAAAUCAUGGAUGUGUUGUGCAUGCAGUCCGGUGGAUAUGACCAUGUUGGAUGCAUGCUGAGGGACAUCUAUAACUUCUGUCAUCGCUACAAGCAGGAAACAGUCGCUGCCGGUGAUGCUCAGACGGUGAUCCGUCACAUGAUGGCGCGGCAAGAGAGAGACCCAGAUUAUUUCUUCAAAUACUUGGUUGAUAAAGAUGGGCAUCUGAAGGGAUUGUUCUGGUCCGAUACUCAAUCCCGCCUUGACUACGAGGCUUUCGGUGAUGUUGUGGUUUUUGAUAGCACAUAUAGGACCAAUAAGUACAAUCUACCGUUUGUUCCGUUUGUCGGGUUGAAUCACCACCGCAGCACAGUUAUCUUUGGAUGCGGGAUAAUAUCUCAUGAAACUAAUGAGGUGUACGAGUGGAUGUUGCAGACAUUUUCUGAAGCCAUGUCGCAGAAGCAUCCGAUAUCUGUAAUCACUGACGGGAACCUUGCAAUGCAAAGAGCGAUCAGGAUGGUGUGGCCUGACUCAUACCACAGGCUGUGCGUAUGGCACAUUCAGCAGAACAUCGUACGCCAUUUGCAUGAUGAUGAGGUUAGGGAAGAAUUCAGAUCUUUCAUAUAUGACUCGUCUUCUAUUGAAGAGCAUGAGAGAAAAUGGAUAGAGUUCUUACGAAGGAAUGAAGUGACAAGUGAGGAGUCAUGGUUGCAUCAGAUGUAUCAGAUGAGGAAGUUGUGGUGUGCUCCAUACCUGGUGGGGCGCUGUUUCUUAGGAUUGAGCAGCAAUCAGCGGAGUGAGAGCCUAAACUCCAUGCUACAUACACAUCUUGAGGGUAAGAUGACCUUGUUUGAUAUGUUAGAGCACUAUGAGUGUUGCCUUUCGGGACGACGCUUGAACGAGGCGAUCCUAGACAUCGUGGCCUUGCAGUCCAUUCCAUUUACAGACGCUGAUGCUUCAAGUCUCGAGAAACAUGUUGUCCGGGUUUUCACGCCUUGUAUGUUUCAGUUGGUCAGAUGGAGCAUAAAUGCUGUCAGCAAAUGUGUUAUCAGCGAGAUACUAGAUGCAUGGGAGUUGACUACAUAUGUUGUGGCUAAGAUCGAUAGAAGAGAGAAGAAGUUUGAAGUGCGCUGUGAGAUGAAGGAAGGUUCUUUGUAUAGGAUAAGUUGUUCUUGUCGUAAGCUGGAAUGCUUGGGAACACCAUGCUCUCACAUAUUCUACAUCUUGGGAAUACGUCAAGUGGAAGUGCUGCCUAGGUGUUGUGUUCCCAUGAGGUGGACGAUGAGUGCGAAGUCUGCAUUCCCUCCGACCAGAAAGAGUGAGAUGUACGACUAUUCGGCAAGCCUUGUGAGGUACCGUGAGUUGCGGAAUUUGAGUCACGUAGCAUGUUUCCGGGCAUGUCAAUCUAGUGAGGAGUAUCAGCGUCUGAAGAUGAUUCUGAGUGAACAAGUUGGCAGCAAGGAAUCAAGCCGUGGUCAGGAGGAAUGCAUUAGGUUUGGUCCGGUGCUACCACAGACGACGGAAAUUGAUUGUGGAGAUUUGGAAAAGGUUCUGGACCCAGUGCAUGUGCAAGGCCGAGGUGCACCGAAGAAAAGGUUGCAGGCAAAGAUGAAGAAGCAAAGGUCAAAGAGGAAAUGUGGCUACUGUGGGGUGGAAGGUCAUGAUCGGCGUACAUGCAAUAAAUUGAAAGAGCAAACUGUUAGCUACAACUCUCUAUACAAGGCCAUUGGCAAAAUGGACGCAGCUGCUGAGCCUCAAGAGAGUGAUGUUGUGUUGGUGGCGAAGUGGCCCAACCGCCUCUAUCCUAUGGUUGCCAUGUGAAGAAAAAGGAUAUGUGGGAGCUUUUAGAUGGACAAAGGCUCCAGCAAGGAAGAGAAGAGAGCUGCAUUUCCUUACUUGCAAUUCUAGUAAUUAUCUUUGUUAUAACUUGUAGAGUGUACCCGCAAAAAAACUUGUAGAGUGUGACGGAUUAAUUAGGAUGCUACGUAAUCAGAGUACGUACACUAUCAUAUGUAUCAUGACUGAUUACGACCAAUGUGCGCGUUCCAUGAACAAGACUCCCAUUUAUAUGUUUAUUAAUGAUAUUGUGUUGUGCUUGCUCUA
Messenger RNA from Triticum aestivum (bread wheat), 3368 nucleotides. RefSeq names its product protein FAR1-RELATED SEQUENCE 5. The transcript has 6 exons. The record is from RefSeq and is a predicted model, not a curated record. Gene Ontology annotation, molecular function: zinc ion binding. The coding region runs from base 1164 to 3086 and encodes 640 amino acids. NCBI's taxonomy places the organism in Eukaryota, Viridiplantae, Streptophyta, Magnoliopsida, Poales, Poaceae.